UGCUUGUACGAAUUUCACCACGAAUACAUGUCACCGCUGUAUCGCGAGAAAUAUAAGAUCAUGUACACCGACACGGACAGUCUCGUAUACCACAUCGAGUGCGAUGAUGUGUACGAGACGAUGAAACAUGAUAUCGCUAGAUUUGAUACGAGCGAUUAUCCAUCGGACAACGCGUACGGGAUGCCUCUCGCGAAUAAAAAAGUAUCCGAUCUAAUGAAGGAUGAGAAUAACGGUGCGAUAAUGACGGAAUUCAUCGGACUCAGAGCGAAGAUGUACGCAGUGAGGGUGGACGGCAGAAAAGAUAUUAAAAAGGCGAAAGGUGUAAAAACUAACGUCGUAACGCGAACAAUAACGUUCGACGAUUAUACGCGGUGUUUGAAUGAAGAGAUCGAAAUGACUCCCACUUGA
This is a messenger RNA of Pogonomyrmex barbatus (red harvester ant), 408 nucleotides long. RefSeq lists its product as uncharacterized. NCBI's taxonomy places the organism in Eukaryota, Metazoa, Arthropoda, Insecta, Hymenoptera, Formicidae. The record is from RefSeq and is a predicted model, not a curated record.